Vollenhovia emeryi is the source of this 577-nucleotide messenger RNA. It is a transcript of the gene rtp, whose product is annotated as MORN repeat-containing protein 4. Bases 85 to 537 code for a protein of 150 amino acids. The record is from RefSeq and is a predicted model, not a curated record. Lineage: Eukaryota; Metazoa; Arthropoda; Insecta; Hymenoptera; Formicidae. The transcript is spliced from 4 exons.
UCUUCCUUAAUUGAAUAAAGAAUUGAUCUUUGUAAGUGGAUUAAGACUUCCAGCUAGUUUAGACGCGUUCAGUGCAGCACAGGCAUGGGUGACGGUGUGGCAAAGAACGGUGCGUACAAAUAUGACGACGGUACGAAAUAUAUCGGCGAUUGGAAUCGCAGAGGAUUGAAACACGGCGCUGGUCUAUUAGUUCUUCCGAAUGGAACGCGGUACGAUGGGGCGUUUCAAAAUGGAUUAUGCUCCGGCUUGGGAGUUAUUGUAUUUCCCGAUGGAGCGAAGUACGAGGGAGAAUUUAUGCAAGGAUGGUUUCACGGCCAUGGUGUGUUCUGGCGAGCCGACGGAAUGAAAUUUGAAGGGGAAUUUCGUGGAGGUCGUGUCUGGGGCUUAGGUUUAGUGACCUAUGCUGAUGGAUCACAUGGAUUUCCAAGGAAUGAAGGUUUCUUUCAAGAUUGCAGAUUAGUAAGGCGACGACGUUGUCCUGACAUAGUGCAGAAGGCGCAAAAGAUUUCUAUGAUGGCACGUGCUCAGUGCAGUUGAGCGGAAAUAAAAUAAAUUUAGUACAGCUAAUAAAAGGGAA